AGAGGACAAAGAGAGCUUGUGAUAACUGCCUGUGAUAAUACCAAUUCUUGAGAAACCAUAUUAUUGAGUGGAGCCUUCAGCACACUAAGUCCUGGAGAAAUGGCUUUUAUGGGUGUGGAUACCAGAUGCCUGGGUCUGUUACUUCUUUGUGCAAUAAUUGGACCUUCUUUGGAAAUAAAAGUUAAUCCUCCUCGGGAUUUUGAAAUAGUGGAUCCUGGAUUACUAGGUUAUCUCUAUUUGCAAUGGAAACCUCCCGUGGUUGUGGAAAACUUUAAGGAAUGCACACUAGAAUAUGAGUUAAAAUACAGAAAUGGUGAUAGUGAUAAAUGGAAGACUAUCGUUACUAGAAAUCUAAUUCACAAGGAUGGGUUUGAUCUUAACAAAGGCAUUGAAGGAAAGAUACGUACGCACUUAUCAGAACAGUGUACAAAUGUAUCAGAAGUUCAAAGUUCAUGGAUGGAAGCUUCUUAUCGGACAUCAGAUGCAGGAAGCCUGGAAACUAAAAUUCAGGAUAUGAAGUGUAUAUAUUAUAACUGGCAGUAUUUGGUUUGCUCUUGGAAGCCUGGCAAGGUAGCACAUUCUGAUGCCAACUAUACUAUGUUUUUCUGGUACGAGGGCUUGGAUCAAGCCUUGCAGUGUACCAAUUACCUUCGAGAUAAUGAAAAAAAUGUUGGGUGCAAGCUUUCCGACUUGGAGUCAUCAGACUAUAAAGACUUCUUUAUCUGUGUUAAUGGAUCCUCAAACACAGAACCUAUCGGAUCCAGCUAUACAGUUUUUCAACUUCAAAAUAUAGUUAAACCCUUGCCACCAGAAUUCCUUCACAUUGGCAUGGAGGAUUCCAUUGAGAUUAGAAUGAAAUGGAGCACACCUGAAGGCCCCAUUCCACCAAGGUGUUACACUUACGAGGUUGUGGUCCGAGAAGACGAUAUUUCUUGGGAGUCUGCCACAGAUAAAAAUGACAUGAAGUUGAAAAAAAGAGCAAAUGAUAGUGAAGAGCUGUGCUUUUUUGUAAGAAGUAAAGUCAAUAUAUACUGUGCAGAUGACGGAAUUUGGAGUGAAUGGAGUGAAGAGGAAUGCUGGGAAGGCUACGUGGGACCAGACUCAAAGAUUGUUUUCUUAGUGCCAAUUUGUCUCUUCUUUGUAUUUCUUUUAUUACUUCUCUGCUUGAUUGUGGAGAAGGAAGAACCCGAACCAACAUUGAGCUUCCAUAUGGAACUGAACAAGGAAGUUUAUUCUUAUGAAGAAACCCUCUGUUAAGCUACCC
This is a messenger RNA of Chionomys nivalis (European snow vole), 1264 nucleotides long. RefSeq names its product interleukin 13 receptor subunit alpha 2 (gene Il13ra2). The coding region runs from base 100 to 1257 and encodes 385 amino acids. Lineage: Eukaryota; Metazoa; Chordata; Mammalia; Rodentia; Cricetidae. The transcript has 10 exons. Gene Ontology annotation, biological process: cytokine-mediated signaling pathway. Gene Ontology annotation, molecular function: cytokine receptor activity; protein binding. The record is from RefSeq and is a predicted model, not a curated record. Gene Ontology annotation, cellular component: membrane; external side of plasma membrane.